AUGGAGUGUAACAAAGAUGAGGCUAUCAGGGCCAAGGGGCUUGCAGAAAAAAAGAUGGUGAAUAAUGAUUUUGAAGGGGCACGAAACAUUGCAUUGAAGGCCAGAAACUUAUAUCCAGAACUAGAAAACAUUUCUCAGCUAAUCACAGUUUGUGAGGUUCAUUGUUCAUCUCUAAAAAAGAUCAAUGGUGCUGAAAAGGACCUGUAUGGAAUCCUUCAAAUUGAAACUGUAGCAGAUGAAGCAACUAUCCGAAAACAAUACCGAAAACUUGCACUUGCACUUCAUCCUGAUAAGAACAAGUUCCCUGGUGCUGAAGCUGCUUUUAAACUUAUUGGUGAAGCAAAUAUGAUACUUUCAGAUAAAGGAAAAAGGUCUCUAUAUGAUGUUAAAUGUAGACAACCCAUGAAAGCUCCUGCAACAAAGCCUCAAAAGCCUCAAACUCAUGGUUCAUAUGCUAGAAAACAGUUUGCAGGUCAAAACAACAACUUCAAUAGUGUCCCGAGUUCUCACUUCAAUGGUGUGAAUCAUCAUCAACAACAACAACAACCACCAGUUUCAAGCCUUCGGCCAUCUUUCUGGACUUAUUGCCCUUUUUGUAACAUAAAAUACGAGUACUACAGAGAGUUUGUGAACAGACCUUUGAGGUGUCAGCAUUGCUCAAAGCUCUUCAUUGCCUAUGACAUAAGUGCAGCAGGGGGAGUGCCUGGGUCCCGUUUUGCGCAUGAGGAGAAUCAAAGUGCAAAUCUUGGAUCCAACAGAGCUCAACCACAACCACAACCACCCUUUUCUCACACGGAAGAGGUGAAGAGACGGGAAAAAGUCAAAGUCAAUAUACAAAAAGAUGGGCAGUCUAGUCAUUUUACACAUCAGACUUCAAAUACAAAACCUGAAGCUGCUGGUAGUUCAAAAACUGUACCAAAGCCCAUGAAAACAGAACCCUCUAAAGACACAAAGAAGAAGAGAGGAAGAAAGAUUGGAGCAGAAUCUGGUGAAAGUAGUUCUGAUGCAGAAGGAGGAAAUGGGUUUGGUCCAGCUGGCAAUGGUGUCAAUUACAGAAAAUCUUCCCGCCAAAAACCACAAGUUUCUUACAAUGAAGAUGCUGCAGUUGAUGAGUCGAGCCCUCUAAAAAGAUCACGGAAAUCAUCAGAUGAUGUUGAAGAUGCGAAAGCCAAAAAGGAAAAGGAAAAAGUGUCUGGUAAUGCUGAUGUGGGCAAAGAAGGUCAUGGAAGCAUGCCAAAUGGCAACCAUGUGAAUCUUGAUGAUGAUGAUGACGAUGAUGAUGAUGAUGAACCAGAGUUUGUAAACUGCCCGGAUUUAGAAUUCAGUAAUUUUGACAAAGAUAAAGAGGAAGAUUGUUUUGCAGUUGACCAAAUCUGGGCAUGUUAUGAUUCUAUCGAUGGGAUGCCAAGAUUCUAUGCAAAAAUUAGGAAAGUUUUCAAAACCCAAUUUAAGUUGAAGAUCACAUGGUUAGAGGCUGACCCAGAUGAUGAAUCCGAAAUAAAAUGGGCAGAAGAAGGGUUACCCGUUGGAUGUGGGAAAUUUAUGGGUGGUGAAUCAGAGGAAACAAAAGAUCGUCUCAUGUUCUCUCAUCAGAUAGUUUAUAAAAACGGUUUGAAGAGAAAUUCUUUUGUUAUUUAUCCCCAAAAAGGUGAAAUAUGGGCUUUAUUCAAGGACUGGGAUAUCAAAUGGGGUUCAGACCCUGAAAACCAUUCUAAAUUCAAAUUCGAUAUCGUGGAAAUUCUUGAUGUGCAUGCUAAUGGCAGUGUAUCCGUUGCUUUAUUGGUCAAAGUCAAAGGGUUUGUAAGUCUGUUUAAGAAAACAGCUUGGGGAGGGUUAAAUGACCGAAAAAUCCCUGGGAAUGAACAUUUAAGAUUCUCCCAUCGAAUCCCAUCAACAAAACUGACUGGAGCAGAAAGAGCUGGAGUGCCACCUGGAUCUUUUGAGCUUGAUACAGCUUCUUUACCAGAUGACCUUGGAGACUAUUAUUAUUCCAUCAAUCCUGAUAAUAAUAAUAGUAAUAACAAUAAUAAUAAUGCUACUACUCCAAAGAAGAAUGUAAACCCUGAGGGUAAAAAUGGUAUUGAUAAAGACACGCUUAAUGUUCGCCGAUCACCAAGGGGAUUAAAGAACCCUAGUGAUGCCACUGCCACUGCCACUGCCACAUCAUCAAAAGGUUCAAACGCGUUUUGUGAGGAUGGUAAUUUACCAAAAAACCCAAAGAUUAUUCAUGACUUCAGUGCAGACACACAGAUAUGGAAGUUUCAUAAAGGGCAGAUAUGGGCGAUUUUGGAUACAAGUAAUGGAGUUCAUCAAUGUUAUGUAAAGAUUAUACAGAUUGAAACCCCUCCCUUCAGACUUCAAGUAUCCUUUCUUAAGUCAUGCAACAAUCAGUCAACUGUUUGUGGUUUGUUUAAAGCGACUCCUGGUAAAACAAAGCCACUACCCCCGGAGGUCUUUUCGCAUGUUGUGAAAGCAGAAGAAAAUGGGCCGAAUUUUAGUAUAUAUCCAAGGGAACAACAGAUUUGGGCUUUGAACAAAAGACAGGAUGCUGACUGUGAAUGUGAGAUUGUUGAAGUUCUUGAGAGUGAUGAAAGCAGUGUAAAAGUUAUGUCCCUGACACAUGUCCCUGGUUAUAAGUCGGUUUACAAGGCCCCAAGGGUACAAAGGUCAUCUGACAACAUUGUGGUGAUACCACAGAAGGAGAUAAACAGAUUCUCUCGCCGCAUUCCUGCUUUUCUUUUCACAGAGGAAAAAGAUGGUGCUUUGAGAGGCUGUUGGGAGCUUAAUCCUGCAGCACUUAAAGGAUUGCCCUUGAAAGGGUUUAGUGGAGGUCAACCAAACUAAUUUCAGUCAACUUUCUUGGCACAUGAAAGAAUCAGUGAAUAUUGUAGGCUUUAUAUGCAGAUUUAAAAGCCUCUCCAUUUUGUGCCUCUUUUUAUAGGUCCUCUUAUUUUCAUGUAAUUCUUUUUAACUUGUGUCUAGUUAUAUUGGUAUCCAAGAAUUAUUAAAUGGUAGGUUGUAGUAAGCAGCAAAAAAAAAAAAAAACUUCUGGGAUAUUUUUUUGUUGUAUUUGUGAGGCAGAUUUGUCUGGAAAUUUAUGUCCUUUUGGUGUUUAAAGUUUGACAACAAUCAUAUAUUGGACCAUCUGCAUCGCUUUUUUUAGUAAUGUUUCUUUUUUUAUCUUAAAAGGGC
Molecule: messenger RNA, 3192 nt
Organism: Lactuca saligna
Lineage: Eukaryota; Viridiplantae; Streptophyta; Magnoliopsida; Asterales; Asteraceae
Source: the annotation of a GenBank genome assembly